Messenger RNA from Eurytemora carolleeae, 4716 nucleotides. RefSeq names its product insulin receptor substrate 1 (gene chico). Gene Ontology annotation, cellular component: cytosol; plasma membrane. Gene Ontology annotation, biological process: insulin receptor signaling pathway. The transcript is spliced from 17 exons. The coding region runs from base 120 to 2669 and encodes 849 amino acids. Lineage: Eukaryota; Metazoa; Arthropoda; Copepoda; Calanoida; Temoridae. Gene Ontology annotation, molecular function: phosphatidylinositol 3-kinase binding; insulin receptor binding. The record is from RefSeq and is a predicted model, not a curated record.
AUGGCUCAAUGAUAUGCAAUCAGCCCAAGUUAUCAAAUUUAUCCAUUUUAAUCUAAUCAUUAUUCUUUUAUAUACAGAGAAAAUUAUGUAAAAAUGUGUUUCGAAGUAACUUGAAAAUCAUGUCUUGGACAGAUAAAAAGAUAUCAUUGUCCUCUCUUCUUGGUUCUACGGAUAAACAAUCUAAGAACCAGGAUACCGAAGGCUCUGGCGUGAAAGCAAAAGACGAAUCCAAAAUCCUAAAAUGUGCUAUGCUGAAAAAAAUCAAGAAAACGAGCCAGUUCUCGAAAAAAUUCUUUGUGCUCUACGACCGGAGCACGAGCAGUCCUGCCAAAAUAGUUUAUUAUGAUAGUGAGAAAAAGCACUUACAACGGCUACCGCCGAAACGUGAAAUAGUCCUAGAAACCUGUUUCAAUAUUAACCGAAAGCAGGACUAUCUGGAUAAAAACGGGCGGAAGAUGAUGUCCUUGAAUAUGUAUACCCUGGACGACUGUGUCCAGAUAGGGUUUGAUGAUAAGGAGGAAGAGUUGAAUGAUUGGUUGGAGACGAUGCUGGUUUUACAACACGGGAAGUCGGCCAACUUCUACGGGAAGAAACCAAAACCUAAUUUUGACAUCAUUUGGCAGGUUAAUGUAAAAGGGUUUAAGCCUGAUGAUGGGAAUGAUUCCUCCGCUCACCAUUGGAACGGUCCUUUCAGAUUGUGUGUAACUCCUGAGUACGCCCUGUUAUAUCCGCUGGGUGAGGAGAGGUGUGUCGAGCUGCCACACCCCUGUAUCAGGAAUAUUAUGUACAAUGAUAAACUAAAGGUUCUCGGACUAGAGCUCGGUAGAACAUCACCGAUAGGAUCUGGAUUGCUCUCCCUGGAAUCAGAGGAGAAAGAAUGUGUAUCCCAGCUUCAUGAAAUACUUAGAAAAGCAAUGAUUGGAGCAAACCAUAAGGAUAUUCUUGGAAUAAACCAGAGAUAUCGGAGCUCAAGUUUCAGCCAGGAUAGAGGAUCCAAAUCGCGGGGUGCUCCGCAUCCUCCCUCCGGUAAACAGUACAGGGACAAGGAUAGUCUAGCUAGGAAUAGAACCAUCUCGGAACCAGUGGGAGAGGCGGGGAAACCUGGACACACCACCCCUGACCCAGGUUCCUCCUCUAGACCACGCCCAAUGAGUAUGCGGUAUUCCCCCGGGAUACUCUCGCCAACCUCUCCUGUAGGAAGUGUGUCUGCAGGACUAUCUGACGAUGGAACGGGUAGUUCUAACUCUAUAUAUGACCCAACCUUUAAUGGAGAUUUCGAUCCGCACACCUCAUACGCUCCAGAGGUUAUUCCAGAGGAAUCCAGUGGUGAAGUAAGCAUCGAGUUUAAACGUGAGUAUCGAGGAGUGGGAGUAGAUGAGAGAGAUGGGAGUAGUUCUCUUCCUAGAAAACAGAGGUUUAAUGUACUCCAUCAGAAACAACCUUCUUUGCCAGAUUACAUGUCCAUGGGUGUUCCGCCACCAUUGCCCGCUAGAAAUUCAGAAUUUCAUCUCUCCACGUCGUUACCUUUCGGAUAUUCUCCUAAAAACGCUGAUCAGGGUUCAGAAGAACAGCAAAAAACAAGUUCCUUAGCCAGUGACUACCAUGCCAUGAGUGGGGGAGUUGCCUCACCGCCAGUCAUGUCUCCUGACUAUCUUCCUAUGGAUAGUAUUCUUCAGAUCUCUCAAUCUACUCCCCCGAAAUCAAUAUCAACACAGACUCUUGUUCCCUCCCUUAUUCCAUCCAUGGAUAGAUCUCCUCGUAGUUCAUCUCAGACCCCUCACCGUCCUUCCCUUCCAUCCCCCCGUAGUUUACCAGUGUUAGAAGGAGCAACAUCAACACCACGUCCUAUCCCGGGGGUGGAGUCAUACCCACUCACGGUGUUAACGCCCCCUGAGGGUGGGAAGAAGCGUAUACCAAGUGGGGAGGCGGGGUAUGUUAUUAUGUCUCCGGGAGUAUCAUUAAAUCCUGAAGAGUAUAUUCAUGAAGAACCCGCCUCUCUUGCUGCACUAGAGGAAUCCUUAGGUGGACGAUGGCAGAUCUCUCCCCGCCAUUCAUCUCCCGUCUCUCGCCGUUCCCGCCGAUAUCCAGACAGUCAACGAAACUCCAGCUGUCUAGAUGAAAGUGAUAGUAUGUGGGGUUGGAGGGUAAAUGAAGAUGCAGAUUUCUCCGAUGAUUUUACUGAGCACGCCGGUCGGUCUCCGGUGAGCGGAACGGAGGACUAUAUGGCGGUGACCUAUCCCCGACCCCAUACUGGAUCCACGCCUAGAACUAUAUCUAGAGUUUCCCCUGCUUCCUCUAGUUCAGCUAUAUCAGGAACUCCCUCCUCUGGUUCCAGGUUUACAGAUAUGGAUAGAUUGGAGAGAGUUCAGAGCUUCCUUAGAGAUGAGGAGGAUGAUAAGGUUACAUCUCGGCCCCCGCGAGGCGAGGUUAGAAAAUGGGGACGACACAUUGAUAUCCCCAGCUCUAAGAGUAGUUCCCGGAGCAAUAUUUCUCCGUUCGGUCGAACACCUCCCAGUAUACACUCUGGUAGUCCUACAGUUGCUUCGCGGCUAGAAGGCUGGUUCCGUCAUCGGGCCGGCUCUGUACCCAACCGUCCUCCCCACACUGAGCGACGACGACACCGAACUCAGUCAGAAGGAGAACAAGAUGUGGAGCUUAAGAACGCAUGAUCCUUAUUGACACGCCGCGUAGAACCCUGCUCUCCAUGUCCCAGUAGCCGCGUAGAAAAAUAAUUGUUCUCGCCUGCUAUGCCGCUAUUUAACCCCGAAAAGGGACCAAAAGAUAGCAUAAAAAUUCCGGGAUUUUAAAUUAUUGAAUUGAACCGUGUUAUAUUUAUUUUCGUUGUUUAAAUCAUAGAUUUCAAUCAUUUCAACUGAGGCGGUGCUUAAUACUUGUCUCGUCCAUAGUUACAAAUUACCAACGUCCAUUCCUAUCUAUUCCAUAGUAAAUACCUUGUAGAAGAACAUAUUCUUAAUUAUAGCAAAUUUACCAAACCAUAGUUUAGAAAUGGCCAAACAAUAGUUAAAUUUUUACUAAUAUCUGUGAUUUAUUAAACCAAUUUUCAACUUAGUUUUAGCUUUUUAAUUUUUAAAAUUAAACUCGCGGCAUAGGAUUAUAUUUUAGUUCGUGAACCUCGCACUUUUAGUUCGCAACUCAAUUCUGUGAUAUUAAUAAAGGUUGGGAGGGCAACCUUCUGCCCGCCUGAUAUUUUUUUUCUUAAGAGCCACUUAUACCCCGAUUAUAGCUCACUGUCCGGUUAUGUAUUAAGAAAGAUAUAACUCAGGAUUCCUGCCGUCAGCAGAAUCAUUAAACCCCUUAGUUCCUUUUACUAUCAUCAAACUAAGGACGAUGUACCACAAUAUUUAGUGUUAAACACGACUUGCAAAGCAUAACCCGAUCAACCGGGAAAUAAUAUAUGAAAUCUCUUCCUCUAUUUGUAUAAAUUUUCGAGCUUUUUGUAUGGGAGCAUUGGCCGUUAGCUUUUGUAAAAGAGUGUUUUCUAGCUUGAAAAGGUUUCGUAUUAUUUAGAACUAUUAAAUUGUAUCCGAUUGUUAAAUUUGUUAAACCUGAUGAUUCAACUUAAUUGUUUGCAUAGCGUUAAUUUGUACUGAAUAGAAUAUCAAAAAAUUAAAUUGACGAAAUAUUUUUAAUUUCUUGGAAAAAAAAUUACGCAAAUAGUAAAAAUUAACGUCGUUUCUGAAAUGCCGGCCUGAAUUUUUUUCGACUGGAACUUUAAAUGUUUUCGACAAUCUAUGAAUUCGGCCUCGAACGCAAUAAAAGGAUAUUGGUGGACAGUAGACAAUUUUUCAGUGAUAUUUGAUGAUUCACUAAUAUUUAAACUGAAGAAUGGGUUCGUCUCCAUCCGUUCCCGCUGUCGGGGCCUUAUUCGUUGGGUGCUUCUUAUACAAAUAUAAUAUACGACUUAGCCUCUGUUUGCAUUGUACUGUAGUUUGCUGUACAUUUUGAUUGUACGCUAAAUGUACUUGAGUUUAUGUGAUUCUGUGUACUCCAACCCCACCAUGUUUUUCUGUGUACUAUGUUGUACACUAAAUCCUGUGGUUCUGUUUAUUCUAUUGUACUGCACCAUGUGGUUGUGUGUACUUUGUAGUACACUAUAUCCUGUGGUUCUGUGUACUCUAUUGUACUAUACCAUGUGGUUUUGUGUACCCUAUUGUACUACACAUGUGGUUCUGUGUACUCCAUUGUACUACACCAGUUGGUUCUGUGUACUCUAUUGAACUGCACCAUGUGGUUCUGUGUACAUGUUGUACACUACACCAUGCGGUUCUGUGUACACUUUUGCACUACACCACGUAGUUCUGUGUACUCUAUUGUACUGCACCAUGUGGUUCUGUGUACGUUAUUGUAUCCUGCAUUCCUGUAAAAUUGAUGCAAAUGUUGUAAAAUCACGAAAACUAUUAUUUUCUGUAAGUAUGUUAUUUCUUCCCUGAGCUUACCGAUUAAAAUGUCAAUCUAAAGCAACGCGUCCAAUUUAUUGUUAAACAUUUUUUUUCUGUAAAUUUUUUAAAUAGCAUUAAUAAAUAAAAUGCCUUGCAGAGGCUUUGUUGACUUGAGCCUGAAGCUUUAUCUGUAGGAACUGAACUUCUCAGUUCGUAAAACUAAACUUAAAAUUCAGCGGAUUAAAAUUCUCGGCUCUGAUUUAAUCUGAAGCGUUGAUAUUUGUUAUUUAUUUUCAAUACAUUGUUAUUGCUGUGA